Messenger RNA from Pongo pygmaeus (Bornean orangutan), 2766 nucleotides. It is a transcript of the gene CLN5, whose product is annotated as CLN5 lysosomal BMP synthase. NCBI's taxonomy places the organism in Eukaryota, Metazoa, Chordata, Mammalia, Primates, Hominidae. The transcript is spliced from 4 exons. Gene Ontology annotation, cellular component: lysosome; lysosomal membrane. The record is from RefSeq and is a predicted model, not a curated record. Bases 67 to 1203 code for a protein of 378 amino acids. Gene Ontology annotation, biological process: lysosome organization. Gene Ontology annotation, molecular function: hydrolase activity, acting on glycosyl bonds.
CUGCCAAGCUCUGGAGCUGACGCGCAGGGGCAAGGCGCCCCGCGUCCCGUGCUGGCGGCUCCGCGCAUGCUCCUCCCUCCGGCGUCGCAGGCCUCCGGAGGCUCCGGAAGUACUGGGUGCAGCCUGAUGGCGCAGGAGGUAGACACCGCACAGGGCGCCGAGAUGCGGCGGGGCGCGGGCGCGGCUCGGGGACGCGCUUCCUGGUGCUGGGCCCUGGCGCUGCUCUGGCUCGCGGCGUUUCCGGGCUGGCCCCGGGCCUCGGGCAUCCCCUCCCGGCGCCACUGGCCGGUGCCCUACAAACGCUUUGACUUCCGUCCAAAACCUGAUCCUUAUUGUCAAGCUAAGUAUACUUUCUGUCCAACUGGCUCACCUAUCCCAGUUAUGGAGGGUGAUGAUGACAUUGAAGUUUUUCGAUUACAAGCCCCAGUAUGGGAAUUUAAAUAUGGAGACCUCCUGGGACACUUGAAAAUUAUGCAUGAUGCCAUUGGAUUCAGGAGUACAUUAACUGGCAAGAACUACACAAUGGAAUGGUAUGAACUUUUCCAACUUGGCAACUGUACAUUUCCCCAUCUCCGACCUGAAAUGGAUGCCCCUUUCUGGUGUAAUCAAGGCGCUGCCUGCUUUUUUGAGGGAAUUGAUGAUGUUCACUGGAAGGAAAAUGGGACAUUAGUUCAAGUAGCAACUAUAUCAGGAAACAUGUUCAACCAAAUGGCAAAGUGGGUGAAACAGGACAAUGAAACAGGAAUUUAUUACGAGACAUGGAAUGUAAAAGCCAGCCCAGAAAAGGGGGCAGAGACAUGGUUUGAUUCCUACGACUGUUCCAAAUUUGUGUUAAGGACCUUUGACAAGUUGGCUGAAUUUGGAGCAGAGUUCAAGAACAUAGAAACCAACUAUACAAGAAUAUUUCUUUACAGUGGAGAACCUACUUAUCUGGGAAAUGAAACAUCUGUUUUUGGGCCAACAGGAAACAAGACUCUUGGUUUAGCCAUAAAACGAUUUUAUUACCCCUUCAAACCACAUUUGCCAACUAAAGAAUUUCUGUUGAGUCUCUUGCAAAUUUUUGAUGCAGUGAUUGUGCACAGACAGUUCUAUUUAUUUUAUAAUUUUGAAUAUUGGUUUUUACCUAUGAAAUUCCCUUUUAUUAAAAUAACAUAUGAAGAAAUCCCUUUACCUAACAGAAACAAAACACUCUCUGCUUUAUAAAACAUCUUAAUUCUACUGCUCUUUUUUCUCCAAUCACCAGCAUCUGUUUUUCAGGGGGUGAUUUUACUUUUGUGAAUUCCUUAGCCUUUCUUCCUUGGCGCAUAAAGUUAAAAUGCACAUCAGCAGAAUUGCUGCAUAUUAACAUCUCAGGACUUUUUCUCUUGCAAAGAAGCUGAAAUUCGUACUAUAUUGGCCAAAGUGAGCGAGUUAGGUGAUCUUGGUUUCAAUUUCCGAGCCUUUGUUCAUAUGGAGGAUUAUGGUUCAUAUCAGUUAUGUAGGACCUUUGGACCCAAGGUCCUACAGAUAGAUAUGGUUUGCCGAGAUUUUAAAAAUACCUUCAAAAAUAAAAAAUACCUUCAGUGACAUUUUCAUGGUGGGAGCUCUUCUUUCUGGUAUGGCAGUUACACUUUUUCACUUAAGUGCUUUAGUUUAGGCUGACUUUACAACUUUUAUAACUUUUGGAACCAAGUUUAGUAUAGUCUGAUUACAUUCCAUUCACCUAACUUUAGACAUUCGUUUAGACACCAUAACUGGAGUGGUUGUGCUUCUAGAUGUGGCAAAUCCAGUGUUAACACAUAUUUCUGGCUGGGAUUUUGGAACUAGCUAGUAACUGGCUGGUGUUCUUUAAGCAACCUAACAUCACUAAAUCCUAGGAUUUAGGGUUGCCGUAAAGAUGUAAGUUGUGUAUGUUUGGCAGGUCACAUUGAAUGGCAGUGAUAAUGAUUAAUCAAAGAACAAAUGUCAUUCUUGAUCUUGCCUAAUGUAGUUUAUGUGCCAAACUUUCCCGGGUUUUAUAGUCACCUAGACUUUAAGCUGAUAGCAUAGUGCUUCCGCGGUUCUUCCAACCGGGGUAUGCAGGUACAUGGCUGCAGACACGUUUGGGUAAACAGGCACCUUCUGACUUCUUCACUGUUUCCUGUAGUUCUCCCUCUUCCCACAAAGCUGUCAGCACAGUGGAAGAGGCUGUGCUUCUCCGAGAGAGGACAGGUUUCUGUUAAGAUCACCAAGUAGCUGUGCUUAAAUUAGAGCCAGACAAGCUUUCAAGGUCCUUUAAGUAUUUGAUGAUCAACUGAACACGUUUCUAUUCAAGGAGAAAACACCAGUCAGUAAGAAGAUGGAGUAGAUAUCAGAUAAAACAAUUCACGUUUAAUAUGUAAAUGUACCAAUUAUGUGAUUCAGUUUCAACUAACAUUCAAGUACUUCCUGAGAGGUUAGUACAUUAUUAUUGAGCUCUCAUAGAAAGCUUAAUCAUAGAUAUAAUUAACCUGAUCCAAAUGAGUAAAUUGGACCUUAGAAAGGCUAAGUGAUCUUUCUCUGGCUAUCCAGCUAGUAGUAGUGAAGUCAGGUCUUGAACCCAGGUUCUGCUGACUGAAUUGGAUGCACUAUAGUACAGGCUUUUUAGCACCAAAGUGUGGUCCUCAGACCAGUGCCUGCCAACCAGAUGUUACUGGUCUGUGAGGAAAUAAGUACAGAUACUGACAGGAAGCUUUUAUAAAAUUUUAAAGCAAUUUGUUGGAGUGUUUUUGUUUCUGUUGGGCCUAAUUAAAAAAAUUGGCGCUUGUA